AAACAGGUCUGGUGUCAAAGUCUGUUUCCCCACCAGGUGGUGUUUCUCUCCUGUAGGACGAGUGUUUCUCCCUAUAGUUUCUGAUCCGUGGUUGGGUUAAGGUAGAUCACCCUGAUGAAGGCCCUGCGGUGAAACACAUUAAAAUAAAGAAGGUUCUUCCAAUUCAUCAACUUUCCUACAGAGAGAGUCGGAGAGGUGUUUUUCUCCCGCCGAUGAAAGCACUCUCGCUGCAGUCAUGCUUCCCCGGGUCGGUAAAGAGUUUCUGGUCCGGAUACGAUUCAACUGGCAGCCAUUUUUCCGGGGCCGGGCCCUGCUGAUCACAAACACCCUGAGCGGAGGAGUCAUGCUGGGGACAGGAGACAUCGUGCAGCAGAGCUGGGAGAACUUCAAGAAGCCAGGCAGAGUCAGAGACUGGAGGAGGACAGGUUUCAUGUUUUCGGUGGGCUGCUCCAUGGGCCCACUGCUGCACUACUGGUACAUCUGGCUGGAUGGAGCGUUCGUGGGUAAAGCUCUAAAAACAGUUUGCAAGAAGGUUCUGGUGGACCAGGUGGUCGCCUCACCGUUUUUGGGGAUGUGGUAUUUUUUAGGUAUGGGUCUCAUGGAGGGACACACUUUGGCUGAAGGUUGGAAGGAGUUCACAGACAAGUUCUGGGAAUUUUAUAAGGCGGACUGCUGUGUUUGGCCUGCCGCUCAGAUGAUCAACUUCUACUUUCUCUCACCCAAAUUCCGUGUUGUCUACAUCAACUUCGUCACCCUAGGGUGGGACACCUACCUUUCCUACCUCAAACACAGAGUUGACAGCCCCCCCACUGAGCUGGUAUCAGACAGCAGUGCUGUAGAUGUACAGCAAGAAACGCUCCCACCGCCCAAACCUCUGAAGGAAAAGGCUUAGAGACGGAGUUCACACUCAACUGUGAAGUCCCUCAUUGAGGCAAAAGAACAUUUUGCUUUUUUAUCCAUUUAAACUUAUUUUCUGCCUCUGCAUUUGUAAGACUGUAAUAACAGAUGGUGUUUUUCCUCCGACAAACCGUUCCUCUCUCAAGAACACAACCGUGUUUCAAUCUGGACUCUAAAGAGUUGUGGAUGUGUAAUCAGAAGUGCUGGAACACUUUCCCCGUCAUGUCUGUAGAGUUUUAAUGUGUCUCCGUCUCAUUUGUCAGUUUAUUUAUAUCUUAAUGAUGUGCACUUCUGCAGGAACAUUCAGGGAUGGAAAGCUGUCUCACUGCCUGUCAUGUUAAUGAUGGUACUGCUUCUCUUUUUUAUCACGUCCUGAGUGAGUGUUACUGCUGCAUUAACAAGACCUCAGUGUAAGUCCCCGUAGAUGAGAGUGUCUGUAGUGUGAAACUCGCAUCGUUGUUGCACUCAAAGAUUUAAACUGUCUAACAUCCAACUAUCCAAGUGUCAUUCCUUUUAUUCAACAUAUUAUAUAUUUGACAUGAAAGAAUCAUUGUUGAUGUGAAAGAGCUGCUAUGUUUUUAUAACUAUUAUAUUAACAAGAACAAACAUUGACUUAAUAUAUAAACCUGUGCUAUGCUCCCUUUUUAAUGCCAAAUGACCUUGUGUUCAGUUUGUCCCUUUGAGGUAGCUAUAAAAACAAAUGCAUGAUUAUGAUUAUGUGUUUAAAGAAAAUGUAGAACAGGAUUAUUUUUAAAGAUCUUCUAUUUUUUUGUUAUAUUAAAUUGAUUGUGCAGCCGUAAGUGGAAACCUGAUCCAAGACUGCAGUAGUAUUAUACUGGUGACUGUACAUGUGAAUAUCUCCAGCUGCCAAUUUAUGACUGAGGCAGGUUUAGUUUUGGCAGGUGAUUAAACAGCUCAGUGCAUAACUGUUUGUGUGUAUAUCUUUAGUGUUGCUGCUGUGUUUAUAUAACAGACUUACCACCAAUUAGAACUCCUAAUACAACAUAACAUGUAUCAUUAGCAUACCAGUGUUGUUGUUUUUUAAUUUUUUAAUACAUCACCGUAGAGGCCUUUAAAGAAAUCUGACUGCUGAAGAGGUGCUUUUGUUUUAUGUUUUUUUAUUGUUGAGUAACAUGAAAGUGCGCGAUGACUUUAUUGUAUUACCUUGUGUCCGAAUUAUACAUUUUGUGGCAUAUAAGCAGAAUCUUUAAACAUACCUAGCUGUUAUAUAAAUUAUGGAGCAAUAAAGAAUCAGGAGAGACAGACCUUCCAGGAAGUGUUAUUUUUUUACUUUGAUCUGCUUAUAUCUACAAAUGUGCUUUUUUUUUUUUUUUUUUUUUUUAAAUUAAUGUACUGUUGCAGGUUCAGUUCUUUGCACUCGUAACAUUUACUGCUCUUUGAUAUUUUCAUGUCAAACAAGAAAAAGACAGGGACAUUCACUGUAGGUAAUGUGUGUGUGUCAUCUUUGCAUUGCUCUGCUAAGUAUAUUUGUCAGUCCAGUUUUGCAACAUUUUUUUUAAUAUUAUACAAACAGCAACACUAUGCAAAGUAUAAAUGCAAGUUUAUUUGUGUAGCAGCACCUUUCUAUUGUAAUUCAACCUUAUUGUCAUGUCUUGUCAUUCCAAGAUGGUGCAACCUGCUAAAACAUGUAAAAGUACACAAAAAAUAACUGAAGGUUUUGUGGAAAAUUCUGCAAGGUAAUUUUAUACACUGUCAACAACCUAAAGACACAACAUGCAUUGAAACAACAGUCAAAAAUAGGAGUUUAUUAUAGUAAAAUGAGUUGAAAACAUGAAAGGAGAUAUUUGGCUGCACAGAAAGUAAAACAUCACACUGUGUGUCGCAGGAAAGAGCUUCAAUUGUAAUUGGUGACUAUUUAGAACCACCAUCGUACAAAGUGAAUGUCUAUGUGUAGCAGCUGCCAGGUGUAUAGUAUAGAUAUUUAGACACCUCUUACGUGAGCCAGAUAGAAAUUUCCCUGUUUAUUACUGUGCAUAAAUCUUCUGUGUGUACUUUGGCCUCCAGCUCAAGAAACCCUCUGGUGCUGGCACUUUGUGUGUGCACAGUUUUUUGAGUGUGCAAAUAAUAGAUAAAUAAAUAAAACAAAAUAAAAUGUGGUAGGGAUGCCCUUUUUUUCCACUUGAAAAGUGGAAACAAAAGUGCAAAACGUCUGUGCACAGCACUGGGCCCCAAACAGCCAUAUUUGUUUCGAAAUGAAAAAUGUUGAAUUAUGUUAUUAUUCUAAGUCACUGUACCCCAAAAUAACAAACAAAAUGUCCAAAAGUACUUAAAAAAUAUGCAACUCCGCUGUAUAUACUACCUCCUAGCUGUGUUGUGUACUUGAGAGGAAAACAUUGCACUACUGCAUUUACUCAUCAGAGAAAUGUUACUUAUGUUGCAGAUUCA
Epinephelus fuscoguttatus (brown-marbled grouper) is the source of this 3303-nucleotide messenger RNA. RefSeq names its product mpv17-like protein 2. The coding region runs from base 236 to 892 and encodes 218 amino acids. The transcript has 6 exons. Gene Ontology annotation, biological process: mitochondrial ribosome assembly. NCBI's taxonomy places the organism in Eukaryota, Metazoa, Chordata, Actinopteri, Perciformes, Serranidae. The record is from RefSeq and is a predicted model, not a curated record. Gene Ontology annotation, cellular component: membrane; cytoplasm.